GGACAAACACCUAAAACACUUAGUUGGAACUCUGCAUGUGGUCCAUUUAACUAGGUAGGGAGUUGGUGAGACGUCGUGUUGCAUAAUUAAUCAUAACUUCCGGAACCUUCGUUUAGAAAAAGAAAGAGAGAUUAAGUAGCCUAUCCUGGAAGUUUCUUUCUCUGUGAGUUAACAAAUGUGCUCAAAGCAAUUACGACGUUUUCCUUGUUCUGGGGUGCAACUUCUACAUUCCUUUAAGUAAAAUUCUUCGAUACAACUUUUUUGGGUGGAUACGGUUGUUUCUCAGUGGACGAAUAUGGAUCAAUUGUUUCAAGAUGACCGGCAGCCAAUACCGACUUGCGAGUUACACGGGCGAAGAACAUGUUUCGUAUGUCUGCAUAGCUACAACUGCGACAUAGACGGCGGUCACGACAUCUCCUUGUACUACUCAUCGAAUAAGGAGAGAAGGGCAGCGCCGUGUAGAGGUCAGGAUGCGCUGUUUAUCCCGCAGCUUGAUGCGCACUUGGGACUGACGGCCGGGCUCGACGGCGACAGCGAGCUCCCAGAUGGCCUCAAGGUGGAACAAGAAUUUGAUCUGAGAAGUAUAGACAUUACCCGGCCACCGGAAAUCGCGCCCAGAGAUGAGUGGUUCCACCACUGCAAGGAGUGCGAUCUGGUUUGGCUUUCGGGUGCUGAGGGAGACAAAGCGGCGGCAACACAUCCUUCUCACGUCGCCAUGCGUGAUAAGCGCACGCUGGUGUGUUGGGUUAAAGACGGAGGCUACCAGUUCGCUCCCAACUCUAAAUAUAAUGGCGGUGUUGAACAUUUGCAGCCUCGCGAGGCUUUCAUUGGGGCGACGGUCAAGAUGCUCCGGACGGCUCGUCAAGAAGUAUUGUCUGACAGGGUUUCGACGAUCACGGCUUCGGUCCGGACAAACAGUCAUACAUUUAUAGGCAGAGCAAGCAUUUUUCGUAUAGUGGUAUUGCUGUCGAAUUUAGACCUCGUUCAGUUUGUCACAGCACUAGGCGGUUGCAUCUGGUGGAAGGAAUGGUCAGAGACCUACAGGACACUAGACGGCGGGAUGUAUCACCCGGCAUAUCGACUGGGCUCAUAUAAGCUGCUGCACGAACUGGAAGUUGAGGUUGAGCUUUUGGCACGACACGGUAUCACGGUAAAAUGGUAUCUUAUUGAUCCACUCGUCAUCGACACCCUCAGCAGCCCAUCUGUGGCCACACCCGCUCGUUCGCCAGAGUCACCGAUGCUACCUAGCAUCAACAGAAACAACUCGCCCGACCUUUCUACGGCUCAGGAGUGCCCUAAUUCCUCCACGUCAGAUCUUUCAGGCUCUUCCAGGCUUCCUGCUUCCUCGAUAUCGGAUAUUCCAACUUCUCCUACACAGCCGCCUCCCGAAAAGGUCGGCACUGAUGUGAUGCAGGUGGACGCAACAGAAGGUCAGAGAGUGACAGAAGCUGAGAAAGUAUAGGUGCUGCUAGACUUCAACUUUGUCCUACCUAAUCUAUGAUAGAACUACGUAGCAAUUGAAAACGCUUCGCGAGACUUUGACUUUGCAACAUGGCAAUCGAGUUUGAUUUUAAGCAACUUCAGACUACCCCAAUGCUAAUAGAGCAUCAAA
Molecule: messenger RNA, 1612 nt
Organism: Truncatella angustata
Lineage: Eukaryota; Fungi; Ascomycota; Sordariomycetes; Amphisphaeriales; Sporocadaceae
Exons: 3
Coding region: 296-1462 (388 amino acids)
Source: RefSeq, a predicted model, not a curated record